AUGAUAUUAAAUUUGUGCGUGUGGCUAUUAUGUAUCGUAUUGUUGUUAAGAAUACAAUUAAGUAAUCAAGUAAGUAUUUCAUGUAAUCUUUCAAUUUUUUUUUAACAUGUUUAGUAGUGUAAUUAGGUAUGUAAGUUUAAUUUAUUAAGGUGAUACAUAAUAUUAUCAUAACUAUGUUUAGUGUCUAUCAAAAUAGGCACCCAGUGCUAGACAAAUUUAUCGAUGAGAGAAAAAAAGGUUCAACCUGUCCGUUGGACCUAAAAAUAUUCAAUUACAGAACUUAAAAAAUGUUCAAUGGAGUCCUUGUAGUCAUAGCGCCCGGUGCGUUGAUACCUGUCGCCCCCCAGGCAUGGUCUUGACUAGGUUUAUUAUUGUAUAGAGAUUUAAUAUUUUCCUACUCUUCUGACUUAACUUUUUAACUUGUGUAACCUAUAAAUAGCAAUAUAUUUGGGUAGUUAUGCAUAUCAAAUUUGUUGGAAAAAUUGUCCGUUUUCGAAUCAGUGUUUGAAAAUGCCUGUUGCUAGUAGGCACGUAUGCAAGGGUGGGAGGAAGGGAUUAAUAGGUACCUACUAGUUUUAUGGUUCAAAAUGUUUAAUUUCUUUACUUAUGACCAUAGUUGAAACUAAACAUUUUCAUUUGACUGGGCCACUAUUCCUAAUUAAUUCAGACAUGUACCUACUUAAAAUAUGGUGAGGAGGGGGAGGGGAAAUUCAUUGAUACUUCUGAUAAUGAUUACGAUUAAAUAAUAAUGAUUAUUAUUUUAAGUACUAAGGAAUAAAUAAAUAUAUUUUGAAUCAUUUACUUAGAUAUUUAAAAAUAUUUUAUUUUGUAAAUGUCUAUUUAAUACAUCGCUUAUACAUUAAUACGGGGUGCGAUUAGUUUGGACCGAGUCCAUGCCAUAAUAAUUCCGCCUAUGUUUAUGACCCUUCUCCGAAACUUUGUUCUGUGUUUACUGUCUAUGUCUGAUUGCUAGUGUACCUAAUGUAGCAGUUUGUAUACUAUAAGUAGAUAGGCAGGUACCUAUUAUAUAAAAUAUUUAAUUUUUAGAGUUUAAAUCCUGUGCUCUAUUACGGAAAUGGCCCGCCAUCAAAUGAUAUUUACUAUUUAAAUUGUGCACCUCAAGUAAUUUGUAAUCCAAAUGAAGUGUAUAGAACAGUUAACGGUUCGUGUAAUAAUCUAGAGCACACAGCAUGGGGUGCGUCAACCACGCCAUUCAUAAGGCUGUUGGAAGCAGCUUAUGCAGACGGUGAGAUUGAAUAAUAAAUGUAAUGAUUAUAAAACACUAUAACAGUAUUAAAAUAUUUUGUAUUUUUAGGUAUCUUAUAUGUAAUCACGUCGAUGAAAAUAGUUAGUUUACAAAUAAUAUAUAUCAACGUAAUAUUUACCAUUGAUUAUAAACUGGGUUGGAAUAUCCAUAUACUUUGCAUUUUUUUUUCUUAUGCUUGAUGUGCAUUGCUCGUAUUGUCAAAAUUUGUUUCAUGCACUUUUGAAUAAGAAUAAGAAAGUUUAUUUUGAAUUUUUUGACAAAUAUUGAUGUUUAAGUCAUUUUAUCUUUAUGAGUUUUUGUUUAAUACAUUAUAUUGCAAAGUGGAUAUAAUUGUUUGAAACCAAAAGAAAUGCCCGAACAUUUAACAGAAAGUUUAUAAGUUAUAAGUUGUACUUUGUAGAUAAUAAAACAAAAAUUGGAGUUUCAUGUAAUUUUUUUUUGGUUUUAAGAUAAAAAUUUGACGACAAUCGUACAAAUUACGGCCUUUCAAAUCAUUUAUAACGAACUUUGCUCAGUAGAACCGUUUUUUGUUAGCAAUGGUUUAUCAUUGCUGAAAAAUAUAAAUUAAAUAAAUUUAUGUAUCCUACCUUCUCAUCUAUACUAGUACAGGUACACACAUCAGGAGUGUCAGCUUUUUUUUUUUAUAUUUGAUUGAUAUGAUUUAAAAUUAGAAUUAUUAUAUUACACUUCAGAAUAGUUGCAGAAGACCUUAUUUAGUAUUAAGGACCCAUGUAUAUUAUUGUGAUAAAUAACUGCAUAGGUACAAUAAAACUAAGUUGUUCUUUUUCUAGCUAAUAAAAUCAAAGAAAUAUAUUAUUAUAUUUUUGCCUACAUGUUUAUAGUUAUAAUUUUAUUUUAUUUUGUACAUUGUUUAAUAUUAAUAUUUACAACUGGACGAAUAUCAUUUAUUAUAGGUAUGUAUAUUAUAAUAUGAUAAACUACAUUAGUUUUAUUUUUCGAUUUCAUAAAGGUGCUUAUGAAUUUCGGCGACAAUUGGACGGUACUAAAUUGCCCGGACCUCGUGAGUUGCAGUUAGCGUUAUUUUUGUAUAGAUCAAGAGACACUCCAGAUAUUUAUAAUAUUCAUGUUAGUCAAUUUGGCCAAUGGAUUACUCAUGAUAUGUCCUUAUUGCUACCUGAUAUUUCAGGUAAAAAAAAUAAUCAAUUAAUUUACUGAUUAAUAAUUAAAACCUUAAUUAUGGAACACUACUUAAUAAAACUGAUUAAACAACAUAUAAUAUACGAAGAGUAGUUAAAACUAUUGGUUUUUAUUUUUUAGUAUCUAAAUUUAGUUUUAAUAAUGUUACGCUUGAUGAAUUUUUAGUUUUAUUUGUUAUUUUUUAAAAUAUUAAUACCCAUUUUUAUAACAGGUAAAUUGUCAUUAAUGAAUUUUGAUGAAAAUUAUUGUAGAUAUUAUAAAAUAUACAAAUAAUAAUACAUGUAUUAUAAUUUAUACUAUACCUAUUUAUAGGUACCCAUCUAAUAUUAUAUUUAAUAUAUUAACACGAUAUACUUAAUGUCAUUUGUUUAAUUGUUGUUACAAUUAAAAUUUAGUCGAUUGGUUACUGUUGCUUAUACUCAUACUCAUAUAUAACAUAUUAUACAUACAGGCAAGGUAGUUAUAAUACAUGGUCAUGGUAGAACAACUUUGUUAUCAUAAAUCGAUUGCUGACAAAUAUAGAAAUAAAAUGGCCGUAAUAUCUUAUAAGGUAGAACCAAUCAGAACGGUUUUUGUAAAUCAACAAGAGUAAUGUCUUAUCGUUGAGUAAACAACGGGAAAAAAGAGCAAUAAUUAUUAUGAUCAUCGAUUAAAGAUUUUAUAAACUCAUAAUUAUUUAUUAUUUAAAAUCAAUGUUUAAAUCACGGUUUUAAAUACAUUAGUUUGAACUAACCAUUAGCUUUAUCCUUCAUCAAUAAAAAAGAGCAAUUGGAUGGUAUACAGUUUUUUAUUUUGUAAAAUAUAUUUAAAUUUUAACUGUAAUAAAAAUAAAAUAUUACAUUGCAGACAAAUUGUAUCAUAUUUUUAUUUAAUACAAUAACACGACACAACUAGUAAUAAUAUGAUAUUUAUUAUAAAACAAUGAACGAUAUAUAAUAUUUAUCAAAAUACAAUUAAUUAAAUAUCUAAUAAUAAUAAUAGAUCCAGUUACUGAGAUUUUAAUUUUCAAUAAAAAAAACCAUACAUUUUAGGAAAUACGAUGUUAUUUUAAGAAUAGUAAUACUAAAUUAAUAAUGACUUACUAAAAUAAUAUUUAAAUUUCCCGUGGUAAAUUCAUCAUAUUUAAUUGGUUCCACCUAAUUGUGACUAUUUUAUUUCUAUACUCGUCAGCAACCGAUUUUUAAUAGAAAAGUUAAUUUACCAUGUAUUAAAGUUUUUCAGUUUUUUCUAAUUUUAAUAAUAUAAGUUUUUCUUGCUUCAAUCAUUCUCCCAUCAUUCUUGCUUAUCAUGAUACUACUCUUUAAGCUUGCGGCUUUGUCUGGAAUGACCAGUUCUCUUAAAAUUGAUAACAAAAAAAAAAAAAAAAUUAUCAGAUCAGAUUGACCAAAAUUUAAACCUAAAAUCUCGAGACCAUUACCAUAACGAUAAUUAUAUUUUAUGUUAACAUUUUUAUGUAUAAUACAUUUUGGUGAAUGUAGGUGAACUUAGGAAAUGACGAUAAAACUAUAAAUUAACUGAACAUAAGACUUUUAUACUUUUGGAAUCAAAAUUAUUAGAUUAUAGGGUUGUAUAGAUAAGUACCUACAAUAAUAACGAUAUUAGGUUAUUAACUUAAUAUUUUUAUGAACGGGAACUCUAAAAUUCUAAUUUUAACAUUAACUGCAGGGAAAAGUUCUACAAAUAUUUAAAUUUUAAUUCAAUAUUUAUAUUUUGAUGAAAAAUAACAUUUUAGCUCUUUCCAGUCCUGUAUAUUUUAGUUCGUGGUACAGGCCGACACACAAACUGAUAUUAAAUUAUUAUUUGGGAUAAUUUACAUUUUUUUUGGUUGGUAUGAGAUAUUAUUUUUAGAAGAACUCUUUUUAGCCCGAAUGACCAAUCCUUUAUUUAUUAUUUAUGCUUACACUAUAAAUUAGAAUUUGUUUAAAAUAAUUUGUAUUGGAAUCAACAUUGAUUAAGAUUUAGAAAUAAUUUGUAUUAACUCCGUAGUAGCAUUUCUUGAUUUUAGAUAUUUUUAGUUUGAAUUGAAACUAUUAAAUAAGAUAGAAAUACAUUUCGUUUAAAUUUUUGUUAAUACAUGUACGUGCAUUCAACAUUAUUAAAAACUAGUUUAUGGAGUCAUUUCUACUAAUGCGUAAUCAGCGUGUUUGGUAUAUCGACUUCUAACGUGCCUUAUUACAUUCAAAACUAGACAAUAUUUUUAUCGUUUUCGGCGAUUGUACAUUAGUGGAAUAUUGAUUCCAUGUGGUGGUGUAAUGAUUUUUGAAAUCACCUAAGUCAUCCGACUUUAAAUUGUUAAAUAAGAUAGCUUACCUAUAACCUGCCAGGAGUAAUUAUUAGCAUUAUUACCAUAAUAUUUUUAUGAAUGCACAAACUGUACUACCUAUUAUUAGCGAAUACGUUAGGUAAUUUGUUUUGAAGACAUGUAAAUAUGUAUAGGUACUACUGUAAUACUGUAUAGGUUAGUACAUCAUUCAUCUUGAAUGUCCUACAAUCAUCCUUUUAAUGUCAAUAACCAAAAGAUCGUCCUACCAUGCUCAAAGUGACAGUUGAUGUAUUGACGUGUUCACAGUAAAAUCGAUAAACAAAACUAAAAAUCCACACAUUUCGAAUUACGAUUUAUUUUUCAAAUAGAACAUAUAUUGGCACAAGUUGAUUUAUUCACAACAUAUUAACUCGUCAAUUGUUCACAAAAUAUGUCAUUAUUAGUGUUUAAGGAAAUUGCUUUUGCAGUUAUACGUUUUACACGUGUAUGAUUAAUAUACCCGAAUAUAUAUACAAUUAUUAUACAUACACAGAUCUAUUUACUUACUAAUGUAAUAAAACAAACAACAUUUGAUUGACUCGUUGAUUAUCUUUCAUGUGCCGUUUUGUGUUUUUACAUAACUACGCGUAAUACUAAAACACGAAAUACGAGCGUGCGUGUAUUUAAUAUUAUUAUUAAUACAUUCUAUAUAUUAAAAUAUAUUUAAUAAAUUGCCACUAACGGACAAAGUUGUUUUUUUAUAUGAAAAUAAUUUUUUAUUUGUAUUUAAUAAUUAGGAAAAACUAAAAUCCAAAAAAGACGAAAAAUACGAUUUUUUUUUUUUUGAAAUUAUGGCGCAACGUUUUCAUUAUUUUAGAUUUUUAAGCUUUCUGUUUUUCAUUAUGCUCAAAUAGAAAAACAAUGCAAUUUUUCUUAUUGAAUUUCUUGUUGUUUUCAAUCUAGUUGAUGGCCAAGAAGGUAAAUUUUCGAUUUUCCCAGUAGUUUUCUCAACACUUAUGAAAAACGUUGUUUACAGAAAAAAAAAGCCGUAAUAUUUUACUAUAGGUACAUUCGUAUAUUCUCCUGUUUUUUCGGUUUUUCCCAUUUAUUGAGAAAAAAAUUCUGGGAAAAUCAAAAAAUGACCUUCCUUAAAGUACCACCUCAAGAAAAUUUUAUUUCAGAAAAGGAUCUAUGUAGUUUGCUUUCUGGUAAAAAAAGAGAGAGUACAUAUAUAUAAAAAAAAAAUAAUAGUAAAAAAAAUAAACAUCUUUGUAAAAUUAAUACAUUCUUUGCUACACUUAGAAUCUAAAAUCAUAAUAAUAAUUAUAAUGAGCACUUUAAAUAUCAUAAUCAGCAAUAAUAAUAAUCAAAUCAGCAUCAUAUUAAUCAUCAUUCGUCAAUACUUUUAAUAAUAUUAAUCAACAAUAAUAAUAAUCGGUAUGCUUAUAAAAACCAUCAAUAAUAAUGAUGAUAAUCAAUAAAUAUCAUAAUCAGUAUUUUAAUAAAAUAACCUACAAUAUUUAUAAUCAAUAUAUGGUUUAAUAAGAGUAUUUGUUGAUAAUUAUUAUUGAUGGUUGUUAAAAGUAUGCUGAUUAUUAUUAUUGUUGAUUAAUAUUAUUAUGAAUAUUGAUAAUUAUUAUGAUUCUGAUUUGAUUAUUAUUAUUAAAAUGCUCAUUAUUAUUUAAGUGAACAUUAUAUUUAUUGGUACUUAUUAUGCUUCUUAUUAAAAUGCUGAUACUGAUUAUGACUUUUAAAGUGCUCAUUAUUAUUAUUAUUAUCAUCAUCAUUAAUCAUUAUUUUAGAUUUUGAGUGAAGUGCGUGGCUUUUUUUAUCAUAAUCUUGCUCCGAUUUUUAAGUGUCACUCCACUCAGAAUCUACUUUUCGUGAGCAAUGUUUUGUCGUUGCUUACAGAUAUACAUUAAAUUCUCUUCUAUAUCCUAUUUUCCCAACUUCCCACCCAAAACAGUGGCUGCACCUACGUGCGAAGUAUGUCCGGGUUUUUUUUAAUGAUAUUAAAAAAAAUAUAUAAUUGUUAAUGUAAAUAAUAAAAUGUCUAUACUAAAUAGUUUUAAAAUUUACUUUUCAAUUUGAUUUUAAAAUGUUUGCAAACAAUAUUAUAGUACAUUUAAUAUUUGUAAAUAAUUUGAAUAGGACCAAAAAGCUGUUGUGACAUUUCUAAUGACGGUAAUACCCCAUUUCAAUGUCAAGCACUUAUUAGUAUACCAAUUGAUGAUCCAGUGUAUAGUGAGUCGAGCACAACAUGUAUGGAAUUUAGACGUGCAAAAACGGCUACUCGUUAUUUUAAUUGUACUAUUACUCCCCAAAUUCCAGUUAGUAUACAUUAUUAAUUUUAAUAUUUACAAUAUAAAUAGGUAAAUUAAAUAAUUUUGCCUCCGGUUAGUAUUUGAUCAUUUAUAAAUUACUAUCCAGGUACAUGUUUUCUAGGACUUAUGAUUUGUUCACAAUAUAAACUUCCCUUAUCAAUUUGUCACUAUUUAAAUAAAUUCGCUAUUUGCUUAGAUGAAUUUGGCGACAUCCUUUAUUGACUCAUCUCAAUUAUAUGGACCCGAACCAGAUAAGGCAGCAGAACUUCGAACUUUCGAGAAUGGAAGAUUAAAAACCGAACGAAUAAAUGAACAUGAUUAUUGCCCUCUACAAAAUAGAAAUAAAUGGCCAUCAUGUGAUGCACGCGAUAUAUGGGAUAUAUGUUUUGAUGCAGGUACUUAAAUAUUAGCAUUAUUAAAAAAAUAUGAUUUUAUGAAAAACAUUUGAUUAGCUAAAAUAAGUUUAAAUUUGAUUCAUAAUCAACAUAUUAGAAAAUGUUGGUUCAAACAUAUAAAUAAUUGCAUGCUUAUCGAAUAUAAUAAAAUAAAAAACAAAAAUAUGGUUUUCAUUUUUAUUUUUAGGAGAUCCUAGAAUGAAUCAGAACACUGGGCUCAUAAUUUAUCAGACGAGUUUUACUAGAUUUCAUAAUUAUUUGACUCAAAAAUUACAAAGAUUAAAUCCAGAAUGGGAAGAUGAGGUGUUAUACCAAGAAGCCCGACGGAUCGUUGUCGCUAUAAAUCAGAUUUUAGUUUACCAAGAAUAUUUGCCAAUUAUACUUGGUAUUUAUUUUUUUUUUUUAAAUCUUUCUAACUAAAAUAUAAUCAUAUUGUAAAGGAAUUGAGACUCAUUUCAUCCAGAAUGAAUUAAUCGUAUUAAUUGCACGUCUGCUUACUUAUAAUAAAGGCAGAUAUUUUUAUGAUUUUAUUAAUUUUAAUUGUUCGGUAAAAAAAAUAAACCGCAAAUUCGAUUUUUAGUUUGGUAGAGCUAAAUCUAACUGCCCCAUCAAGUUGUCCGAUCGACUUCUAACCUAUGCAAAUAUUUCGCAAAUUAAUUACAAAUAAUUGCAAAUUGGUUUUUGGAAAUNGCCAAAUCCUUCCAGUUUGCUCCGCCUCCUAAGACUUCUAUAUCUCUCUUAACUAAAUCUUCCCAUCUCAAUUUUGGUCUUCCCAAAGGCCUUUUUCCUACUGGAUUCUGUUCUAAAACCAUUCUUAGUAAAGAGUUCUGGCUUCGCAUUGCAUGUCCUACCCACCGCAACCUUUUUUUCUUGAUCGUCUCUAUGUCUCGCUAUGUUAUUUUCAUUAAAAAUUUCUUGUAGCUCUAUAUUUUUCCUUCUUCUCCACUCUCCUGUGAUGCUAUCUUUUAUUGGACCGAAGAUCUUUCGUAAUAUUUUUCUUUCUAGUAUUAAAAACUUAUUCUCAUCUGAUUUCUUUAGUGCCCAGGUUUCCGAUCCGUACAAUAUCACUGGCCGUAUUAGACUAGUAUACAAACGUCUCUUUAUCUCUCUUGAUAAUGAUUUAGAACUUAAUAGUUUCUCCAAACCAUAAUAAGUCCUGUUUCCCGCUUGGAUUCUCGCGGCUACUUCCUUGGUGAUAUNAAAAUGAUCUACCUCUAAAACGUGAUCCAUCCAAUUUUGUCUACCUAUAAUCAUAUAUUCAGUUUUUUGUUCAUUAAAUUGUUGUUUGUAUGAUUAUUUUUUAAAUUUAAUUUUAUGUAUCAAGUUUGAUAAUAUAUAUUUUAAAUUUCAAUCAUUUUAAUAUUACUUUUACAGAGAUACCUUUUAAUCAUUUAUAAAUAACUAAAUAUUAUAUAUUACAUUUCAAUAAAAUAUAAGAAGCUAUUCGAAAUCAUUAUACAUAGUUGAAUAUAUCAAGGACUGUUUUAUUAUAUUUUAACUUGAUCCAAUUGGUCCAACUGGUCUAAAUCACACACGUAUAUUGAUAUUUUCAGUUUAAACACAAUUUAAUAAUCAAUAUUUUGAUGUAUUGUACUUUUCCUAUUAUUGAACAGAAAAUAAUGUAUAUGCACCAAGUAAAAAAAAAAAAAAAACGAUUUGUAAUAAAUAAUAGGCAAUUAAAAGUAAUCUGUACAAUUUAUAUUAAGUAAAGGUAUAAACUUUUAACUAAAAAUAAGUAUAGUAUUUAUUAUAUCUCACUGUAUAAUUUGUGUAUAAUAUGCUUGAACUAGGAGGACGAAGCUCCUCUAAUAUAUAUAUUUUUUUUAAUGUUCCUUUAAUAAUUAUUUUGAUUGGGACUGGGGAGACGUACCGUGAAUAAUUCUGGCUACGCCAUUAUUUAGUAAUAUUCCUGUUAUAACUAACCCAUAGAUUAGGCACAUUAGCAUAUUCUCUAAUAUCGGUGGUUUUAUGUUUACGGCUAGUUGUCACCGCGAGUUUAUAUAAGAGCAUAAUUGUGGAAACUAAAAAUCGAAUUUGUGGCUAUUUGUGCGAUUUGUAAAUUGUAAAAACCAAUUUCUAAAAUAUUGACGUAGGUUUGAAGUCAAUCUGAAAACUUGGUGGGGCUAACUUCAAGGUCGUAUUUCAGUGUGGUCAAACAAUUGCAUCCACUAAGUACCUACCAAAUAAUAACUUCGUGAAAAUCUCAUAAAUAUAAAAUAUUUAUAAAUAGCACAAAAAUUGCCAAUAUGUUUUAAAAAUCAGAUAAUGUUUAGAAAACUGAAAUUCUGUCAAAAUUACAAGUCUCUACAAAUAUUUUGAACAGAAUUACAACAAAAGUACAAAAGAGACUGCUGCAUUUUCAACCAAUUCAAACAUUCAUAGCAUCACACCCCCUAAAUCUAUCCUCACUUAACUAUUUUAUUAUCAAUAUGAGAUGCUAGGCUACCUGCAAACACAAAUAGUACAUAUUUUUGCACAUUUGUGUGAACUGCACGUCAUCUGUUUUUAUUAGUAUAUAUUAAUUAAAUGCAAUCGUCAUUUACUUAUUUUAAAUGCUAUAUUCCUUAUAUGUGCAGGCAAAAAAUAUACAGAACGUUUUGGAUUAUCUCUUAACGAAUUUAAACCAACGCAAUACGACUCUUCAAUUAUGCCUCAAGUAACAAUAGAAUUUAGUGCCGGUGCUUUUCGUGUGCCACAUAAUACUUUUGCUUCAAAAUACAAGUAAAAUUUUUUUUUUAUUUGUUUUAUUUCAUUUAUUUUGUUUGCAUUCCUAAAAUAGUUUGGUAGAUGAAAAUUAUAAAACUACAAGUUCAAUUAAACUUCACGAAUGGAUAUCAAAUCCUGAUAUUUUAGUAGAGAGGUCAAAUUUUGAUGAUAUACUGAGGGGAAUGGCGCAAACACCAGGCCGUGCACCGAGUCCAUCAUAUAAUUUCCCGGUAUUGUGUUCUUUAACUUUACUUAUGUCAAAUAAUAUUAUAUUAUUAUAAAUCUAAUAUUAUUUGAUUAUAUUUCAGAUAUCGAAUUUCAUGCGUUUUUUAAUUCCUGGUAAUCAAGAUUUGCUUAGUUGGGACAUUCAAAGAGGGCGUGAUUGCGGUGUACCUUCAUAUAAUCAUAUUCGAGAAUUGUGUGGUUUCAAACGAGCCAGAUCAUUUGAUGAUUUAGCUGAUUCCAUUUAUAUUAAUGUAAGUUUUAUUAUUGUUUUAAUAACUUAAAUAAAUAACUAAAUAAAUUAGAUACAAAUAAUUUCAUAUUAAAAUCAUUAUUUUAAAAAUAAUAUAUAUUUUUUAAAUGCAUUAAUUGUAGUAACAUAAAAUAACAAAUUAUUACUAUUGACCUAAUAGUAUUCAUUUAAAUUUGUAAUAUAUUUAAAUUUAUUGUGAAUCAAAUAAGGAUCUUAUGAAACUAAAAAAAUUAUACGCAAGCGUUGAUGACGUGGAUUUAAUUGUGGGUGCUUUACUUGAACCACCAUGUUUUGGUGCUCAAGUUGGCCCAACUGCAAGAUGUAUCAUAACCGAUGUAUUUUACCGAAUUCGAUAUGCUGAUCGUUUCUUUUUCGAUGUGGAAAAUCAACCCGGAAGUUUUUCUAAUGGUAAGCACUUAUUUUGUAAUAAUUUUGUUGCGUAUGACAUAAUUUCUCUUGGUCAUAAUAUAUAUGUCUAUUAUUAGAACAAUUAAAAGCUUUAAGAAAUAUUGAUUUGGGUCAUGUAUUUUGUGCUGGAUCUGAAAUAUAUGAAGUACCGAAGAAAAUCUUUAAACUAUCAUCAAAUCGGUAAAUAUUUAUUGGUUUUAAAUUUUAAUAUGAUUAAAAGACUUAAUAUUAUUGUUAUUUUAAAGACGUUCAAAUAUGCGAAAUUGCGAAGAACAUUUAUUAAAAUUGGAUCUUAGUGCUUGGAAAACAAAUUUCUCCUAUUUCAAUGGAAACUAA
Molecule: messenger RNA, 11311 nt
Organism: Cinara cedri
Lineage: Eukaryota; Metazoa; Arthropoda; Insecta; Hemiptera; Aphididae
Source: the annotation of a GenBank genome assembly